AUGAACCUGUGUCCCCACACCAGCUCCGUGAGCUCGUCCUCGGAGCAGUCGACCGUGCCGCUGCGCAUGGAGGUGGUGGAUGCUCUCACAAACCAGAGGAAUCUCUUGCAGAAGGAGGACACGCAGGCUGGAAAAUGCAAGCUGGCAUGCAUCUCUCUGGAGCGGAUUCACGAUGUCUUUGCGGGGACCCCGUCACUGGAGAUCUUUGACGAGAAUCAACAAGCGGUACGGUAUAGAUUUGAGACCUUGAUCCGGCUUGCAACAUUUCCAAAUCUUCCUCUAGAAGUCAUUUGGAUGCUGGCGUCCGUGAGCGAGCUGCGAAACUAUGCGGCCGGAGAUCCAGUUGUGCAAGAAGGAGACUGUGAUUCUGUUGAGUCUUUGCUGGUGCUCUCAAAGGGCUCUGCAGAUGUAAGCAAGAUCCUCUUCGAUGGCAAGCUCUUGGAAGCCCAGCCUUUCAAGAUAGCGCGCUUGUACCCCGGCGCGAUGAUUGGCGAUGUAUUCUUUAUCGAGUCCUGGAUCUCACGACAAGCCUCAUGCAUCGCUACUAGUCUAGUAGCUAGAAGCUACGAACGUAACGAUGCCCUUGUUACUAUAGUAGCAGUGCCGCAACCAAACUCCGCCUUGCGUUUGCACUGUGCGACGCCGACGCCUUGCUUGCGUCGAGCGGACGGACCUUUCAGGCCCACCGAUGUGCUCGCAGGCAUGAAACUCUUCUACGGCUUGAACCCGGCUUUUAUUCUCUCCGUGGCCAAUAUCACCGAUCGGAAGAUGAAUUUCUUGGGAGAUGUCUUCAAGGAAGAGGGCAGCACUGAUCGGACUUUGCGAGUGCAAGAGUUUGGCAAGGUUCGAGUUGAGACCAAACGGGAAGGCACCGUGGCCCUGAGUGACGUGGGAACGGUGCUGGGCGAGACGAUGUUCCUGGGGAUGCGCAGCGUGUCGCAGGCCACCUUCCGUGCGGCAACACCUUUGUUGGUCAUGUUGUGGAUACCGCAUCAUUCCUUCGAGAGCAUCAUUGACGAUGGCUAUCCCUCUGAAGGCGCCUACUUCCGCAGCUUGCAGCGGACGGACCAGGGCCGGGAGGACAUGAGCCACUAUGCACAUGAUAUGAAGCUCUUCCGUGGCUGUGGGCAGAGUGUGAUCCAGGACAUUGGCAAGUGCAUCCACCGGCAAGCCUAUAAGCCUGGCCAGACAAUCGUGGUCCAAGCGGCCAUUGAUGAUCGAUCACUGUUUCUGGUUACGACUGGGAAGGCAAAAGUCUUCGUCAAUGGGAAAGUGCAACCUGAGCUGUUACCUGGAGAUGUGUUUGGUCAGCUCGCCCUGCUGGGACUGGUGCUUUUGAGAUCUGAGACUUGGACGGACGAGUGCGGCGGAGACGAACCUCAUCACGAGCUCCGCAGCCUACACGGUUACACGCGAUCCAACGAGAGUCAAAGCUGGCCCGAGCGGUCCGAGGCCACUGUGGUGGCGAGCACAUACUGCAGUUGCUUUAAGUUGCCACGGCAAGCCUUCCUGGAUGCCUUGGAGAAGCACCCCGAGGAGCGAGACCCCUCUCGCUUUGUUCAUCCAUCGCAGGAAUCCGAGCGCCUGCUCUAUUAUUGGAAUCUGCAUGCAAAUCGGAGGAGUACUCCGCCCGGUGCAUGGGUCACAAGAGAAGGAGCCCUGCUGCCGACGGACGUGGCAUAUCUCUUGGUUUCAGGCGAAGUCUAUGUGACCGAAGAGAGCGGGCAUCGGAGCCUGAUGACGCCCGGAAGCGAGCAUGUUCUGAUCGGCCUGGCUGCCGGGAUAGCUUCCAUCGAACCAAAGACUGCUUGCGAAGUCCAGCUGAUAGGCCGCGCAGAAUUUGAUUCUGAGCCUGAAUAUUGGCGAGGACAGGAAAAGGUCAUGUCCGAGUGCCCGGAUGAGCGCGACAGCACGGUGCAGGGCAUCCUGGAUGAAAUGGCCAUCAAGGCACAGCAAAAGCUUGGAGUGGAACGAGGGGAAGUGCAGUGGUCGUGGGAGAAGGCGAAGCGCCGGCGCUUUGCUUCAGAGCAGGCGCGCUUUGCUUCAGGAGCCGCGAUCUCUGAAGCCUCACUUCUAGGGACAUGCACGUUCUAUCCCUACGCGGUGCGAGCCGAAGACUUAUGCUUGGUGCUGUCCUUGCUGCGCAAUGACUUCAAUGCUGGCGCCCUCAGACUCCCCCACGGGUUCCGUCAGCUCUUCGCAGAUGAAGAGGACCCCCGGGUGGGCGACACAAGGUACAUGCUGGUGGCCGGCAAUGCAGCGGUGAUCCUGGCCCACGGGGAGGAAGUGGCCCAGAUCAAAUCAGGUUCGCUGGUGGGCGAAGGCGGUGCCCUGGGCAUCGCCGCGAAGCGAUCGACACAAGUGAGUGCCUGGAAGGGUGGAAUGGUCCGGCUCAUCCGCUUGCAAGGACAGUCGAUUGGGAAGGCUGUUCAAAAGCAUCCAGAUGACUGUAAGGCUUUGGAAAUGCAGUUCCAGAGCCGUUCUCAGAAGAAUGCAGAGGCAGAAGCGAUCCGAAGAGAAUGGAUCGGAAAGACGGUCAUGCCUAUGCUGAAGAAUUGCCAAAUCUUCCAGGACUUCUCCACGAAGCUCAUCGCCAAGAUCGCCGCGCCGCUCCUGAAGAUCUCGUUUGCCAAAGGACAGAAUUUGUGCGUGGCUGGCGAUGCUGCCGAGUCCUUGAUGGUGAUCAUUGACGGCGAAGUUGAAGCCAAGAGCAAGGAGGGAAAGCCCGUGGCGCGGCUGAUGACUAGUGCAGUAACUGGAGAGCUUGCCAUUCUGGGCCUCCUGUCCUUUCGGACUGCGACCUUAACAGCUUGCCAACCGACAGACACGGUGCUCAGCUUUACUGAAUGCUGCGAAUUUCUUCGAGCGAUUUCUCUCAUUGUCGUCGUGACGUCCGUGGGUCUGCGUCAAAUUUUGAAGUCCUCGGAAGCUGCCAGCAAGCACUUGCAGAAGCUCGCCGAGGAGAGAUCGGCACAGAUCGAUCGAGGCACGCGCUGCAUCCUGGCGCCGGGCGAGACAUGGCGGAUCCCCGAUAAUGCCGCGGCCAGUGGCCGUCAUCUGUGGGUCGGCAGCUCAGACAUCUUUGCGCGGGGACGUGCCGGAGUCAUGGUGGGGCCCUCGGAGCAUCCGAUGAACCCCGUCCAGACGGUGGGCACUGGGGCGAUGGCGAUCCUGCCGGAAUGGCUGUGCAUGCAGUACGAGGCCAGGGCAGUGGCUUCGACUCCAGUGGACGCUUUUCGGGUCAGUUGUAUGGACAUCCAGCUGGCCACGCUCUCCGUGAGAACCAUUCCCACCUGGUUCCAACUCUUCCUGGGCCUCGAGCGUGAAGCCAUCGAGAACACCACGGCCAAGCUCUUCCGGGCCAAAGCGGUGAUCGACAUGAAUCGUCCCAAGGCACCUUCCAUGUGCACGAGUUCGCUCGCGAUUCGGCCGGGCACGGAGUCGCCGUUGGGUGCGAGGACCAAAGGUCCAAUGGGUGCGAGCCAGUCGGAGAUGUCACUGAAGCGACAUUCUUUGCAGUCCAGCGCUGAGUUCUUCUCCCGACGCACAGCGAUGGCCGCGCACAUGGUGGACUUCGACUGCCUCAUUUGUCGGCCAAUCGACCAAAAGCCACAAAGCAAUGAUGCUGGUGGGUUCGAGAUAGAAGUCUUCAAUGGAUUUUCUUGUUUGACACAGGUCGUUUUCUCGGCGCUCGCUGCGCAAACGAUUUUCAAGGGAUGUGACCCUGACUUGCUCAAGCGGCUUGCAGCGCAAGCCUUGGUGUGGACACCUGGGCGAGGGCAUGAGAAGCUUGCAGUUGCGAUGCGUUUGUCGUCCGGGGCGCUGUACGUGUGCGUGGGAGGUGGCCCUGCAGCGACGGCCACCAAUGGCUUCGCCAUCGGGCUCCCGGGCAUGCUGAAGCUCCACGACGCGGAAGUGCGGUUUAGGACUCGACCCAACAGCAUCGUGGACGUGACAGACAUCCUGGCGAAGCAUCCGCGCGAUCCAGAGAGCCGAGAUCCUUCUGGCGAAGAGUUCGGCUUCACUUUGCCAGACCUGAGCGCUUGCACCCUGCAGCUGGUCCGAGACUGCAUCAUGAACCUAUGCCCACACACGAUGAGCUUGAAAGGACACGAUCCAGAGAAGUCGACCGUGCCGCUGCGCAUGGAAGUUGUGGAUGCGCUCACGAACCAGAGGAACAUUUUGCAAAAGGAGGACAUGCAGGCUGGUCUAUGCAAGCUGGCAUGCAUCUCUCGGGAGCGGAUUCAUGACGUCUUUGCACGGUCCCAGUCAAUGGAGAUCUUUGAAGAGAAUCAACAAGCGGUUCGGUAUCGAUAUGAGACCUUGAUCCGGCUUUCAGCAUUUCCAAGUGUUCCUCUAGAAGUCACUUGGAUGCUGGCAUCCCUCAGCGAGCUGCGAAGCUACGCUGCUGGAGAUCUCAUCGUGGAAGAAGGAGACUGUGAUUCCGUCGAGUCUUUGCUGGUGCUCUCAAAGGGAUCUGCAGAUGUAAACAAGAUCCUCUUCGAUGGCAAGCUCUUGGAAGCCCAGCCUUUCAAGAUAGCGCGCUUGUACCCAGGCGCGAUGAUCGGUGACGUGCUUUUUAUCGAGUCCUGGAUCUCACGGCAGGCCUCAGUGAUCGCAUAUGAAGCCACGGAAGUCAUCGAGCUAUCAUCAAGGAAACUCUUGGAUGUCAUGGCUUGUUAUCCCGGAUUGACCUCAAUCUACGUCUCGCGCUGCAGGGAAGCAUCAGCGAUCUUGCAAAGAAGUCUGACCAGGCCUACGGAUGUGCUAGCAAGCAUGAAGCUCUUCUAUGGCUUGAACCCCGCUUUCAUUCGCUCCUUAGCAAACAUCACCGAGCGGAAGAUGAACUUCUUGGGAGAUGUUUUCAAGGAAGAGGGCAGCACGGAUCGGACUUUGCGAGUGCAAGAGUUUGGCAAAGUUCGGGUUGAGACCAACCGCGAAGGCAUGGUGGCCCUCACUGAUGUGGGAACUCUGCUGGGUGAGUCGAUGUUCCUGGGGAUGAGCCACGUCGCAGAGGCCACCUUCCGUGCAGCGACGCCCCUCUUGGUGAUGCUGUGGAUCCCACACCAUUCCUUCGAGAACAUCAUGAACGAUGGCUAUCCUACUGAAGGCGCCUACUUCCGGAGCUUGGACCGGACGGACCAAGGGCGAGAGGACAUGAGCCACUACGCCAAGUACAUGAAACUCUUCCGUGGCUGUGGGCAGAGCUUUAUCCAUGACAUCGGCGAGUGCAUCCACAGACGCGCCUACAAGCCUGGCCAGACAAUUUUGGUCCAAGCGGCCAUUGAUGAUCGAUCGCUGUUUCUGGUCGCGACUGGGAAAGCUUCAGUGCUCAUCAAUGGGAAAGAACAGCCUGAAGAGGAGCUGUCGCCUGGAGAUGUGUUUGGUGAGCUCACCUUGUUGGGACUGGUGCUGCUGAGAUCGGCCACUGUGGUGGCGACCACAUACUGCAGUUGCUUAAAGAUGCCACGGCAAGCAUUCAUCGACGCCUUGGAGAAGCAUCCGGAGGAAACCGUUCAUUUCGAGCAGCUCAUGUGCCUACGUGCUGUACAAGUGGCUGCGGAACGCGGCACCUUUCCCUUCUUGAAGAAGGCUUCAGAGCGCUUGCUCUACUAUUUGAAUCUGCAAGCAACUCGGAGGAGCACUCCGCCCGGUGAAUGGGCCACACGGGACGGAGAUCCUUUGCCGACAGACGUGGCAUAUCUCUUGGUUUCAGGCGAAGCCUAUGUGACUGAAGAGAGCGGGCAUCGGAUUCUGAUGUCCAAAGGAAGCUGUUUCGGUGAGCAUGUUCUGAUCGGCAUUAGAUCGAGGAUCUCAUCCAUCGAACCAAAGACAGCCUGUGAAGUGCAGAUGGUGAGCCGUAGCGUUUUUGAAAAGGUCAUGUCCGAGUGCCCCGACGAGCGCGCUGAAACGGAGCAGGGCAUCCUGGAAGAAAUGUCUAUCAAGGCACAGCAAGAGCUUGGAGUGGAGCGAGGUUCUCCGGAGAUUCUGAACCGCUGUGCCUUUUUUCGAGCGGCCCAUGAGAAGUUCAUGACGCUCAUGCGUCCUCGGAUGCGCGCGAUGCUCUUCAAGGUUGGCGAGUAUAUUACCCGGGAACGAGACUAUGCAGAUCACAUGUUCAUCGUGUUGAGGGGAAGUGCCGCGGUCAUGGGUGACGACGCGGAGACGCCGGUGCUGCGCUUCGAAGCAGGAGCUGCGAUCUCUGAAGCUUCGCUCCUGGGGACCUGCACCUUCUAUCCCUAUGCCGUGCGAGUUGAGAACUUGUGCUUGGUGCUGUCUUUGCCGCGCAACGACUUCAAUGAGGUUCUUGACCAGUUCCCGGACGAGAGGGAGUUGUUCAAUCGGCUCUUGGCAGAUCAAGAGGAGACCGAACGCAGCGACCCCGAAGGGCGGGCGUGCAUCGAUUUCUUGAAGGCCGUUUGCGAGUUCGCAGACGAGGUGUACUAUGCGGCCGGUGAAUGCAUCAUCACCUGUGGCGAGAGUUGCAGCGUGGGGGAAACCGUCAUGUACUUGCUGGUGGCCGGCAAUGCCGCAGUCAUCUUGGCUCACGGGGAGGAAGUGGCCCAGAUCAAGUCAGGUUCGCUGGUCGGGGAAGGCGGUGCACUUGGAAUCGCCAAUAAGCGAUCGACACAAGUGAGUGCCUGGAAGGGUGGAAUGGUCAGGCUCAUCCGAUUGCAAGGACAGUCGAUUGGGAAGGCUGUUGAAGAGCACCCCGAGGACUGCCAGGCCUUGGAGAACCAAUUCAUGAUGCGUUCCCAGAAGAACGCAGAAGCAGAGGCGAUCCGAAAAGUAUGGAUUGGAAAAUCUGUCAUACCUUUGCUGAAGAAUUGCCACAUCUUCCAGGGCUUCAGCGACUCGGAGGAGCUCAUUGCGAAGAUCGCGGCUCCGCUGCUGAAGAUGUCGUUUGCCGAAGGAACGGAGCUCUGCGUGGCGGGCGAUGCCGCGGACUCCAUGAUAGUGAUCAUUGAUGGCGAAGUUGAAGCCAAGUGCAAGGAGGGAAAGGUCGUGGUGACCUCGGCGGGUCUUCGGCCCAUUCUGAAGUCCUCGGAAGCGGCCAGCCAGCACUUGCAGAAGCUCGCCCAGGAGAAGUUGUCGCAGAUCGACCGAGGCUUUCCAAUUCUUUCGCUGCCUCUUGGAGCAUCAAAUGAUGUGCUGGUCCGUACCCUAGCCCUCCACUCGACUCGCUACAUCCUGGCGCCCGGCGAGACCUGGCGGAUCCCCACGAAUGCGACGGCGAGCGGCCGUCAUCAUUGGAUCUUUGCCCGUGGACGUGCCGGGGUCAUGGUGGGGCCUUCGGAGCAUCCGAUGAACCCCAUCCAGUCGGUGGGCACUGGUGGGAUGGCGAUCCUGCCGGAAUGGCUCUGCAUGCAGUACGAGGCUCGAGCAGUGGCCUUGACUCCGGUGGAAGCUUUUCGGAUCAAUUGCAUGGACAUCCAAGUGGCCACCCUCUCCGUGAGAUCGGCCAUUCCAAUGUGGUAUCAUCGCUUCCGCGGUCUCGAGAGCGAAGCCAUUGAGCACUUCACAGCCAAGCUCUCCCGCGCAAAGGCGGUGGUCGACAUGAACCGACCGAAGGCGCAACUCCUGAAGCCUUUGAAGAAGAUCAGGAGCCUUUUUUGCCACUUGCGGAUGCCGGUGGCGCACUUGUUCUAA
Messenger RNA from Durusdinium trenchii, 7650 nucleotides. The record is from the annotation of a GenBank genome assembly. NCBI's taxonomy places the organism in Eukaryota, Dinophyceae, Suessiales, Symbiodiniaceae.